Messenger RNA from Ogataea philodendri, 2118 nucleotides. RefSeq lists its product as uncharacterized. Gene Ontology annotation, molecular function: chromatin binding. NCBI's taxonomy places the organism in Eukaryota, Fungi, Ascomycota, Pichiomycetes, Pichiales, Pichiaceae. Bases 1 to 2118 code for a protein of 705 amino acids. The record is from RefSeq and is a predicted model, not a curated record. The transcript has a single exon. Gene Ontology annotation, biological process: mitotic DNA replication checkpoint signaling; DNA repair; DNA damage checkpoint signaling.
AUGGCACAAGGCGAGAAUCGACAAAAAAAGGGGCGCAACCGAAACCUUGAUUCAAAUGUAAUAGUGAUAUCGAGCGACGAGUCUUUUGAUUCAAUUGAUACUGAAACCGAGCUUCCUAUUGUUCAAGAGUCAAAAGCUUAUUGUAAGUCAGAUCGAAAGAAAAACAUUGAUUUACAAGAUGAUCAUGCAAGGUCCAUCGAAGAUAAAAACUAUGAAGAGCAACUGGGGAGAGUGAAGAGGCUGAAAAAGCCUACUGAUGUUGCAGGUCUGCUAGCAAAGUUGCAAGUGCCUAAUGGCAAAAAAUUACAUCAGAGAUGCUCUUCUCCUUCGAAGAAAAACACGUUGACAUGGGUAGAAAAGUAUUGCCCAUUCACGUCAUCCGAAUUAUGUAUUCAUGAGAGAAAAAUACACGAAUUGAAGCUGAAGCUACAUGAUAUGAUUCAUAACAACACCAGCAUGCGUUUACUUAUUUUGUCAGGACCCGCAGGAAGUGGGAAAAGUGUAUCUGCAAAAAUAAUAUGCGAAGAAUUAAUGAGAGACAAACACAAGAACUCUGGAAACCAUAUGAAAAUUGAUCACAUUUCCAUUGAGCAUCGUCUGGAUCAUGUAAUUGAAUAUAUGAACUGGGCGACAUCUACAUCGAAAGAUAGCUCAUCAGUCACAAACUUUGGCGAAUUUUUGGAGGGUUGCAAAGUUCUGACAGCGAGAAAUCAAAAAUGCAUUGUCGUAGAGGAACUCCCAAAUUUACAUCAUCCAGACACAUUGAAACAAUUCAGGUCAAGUCUCACAAAGUGGAUUUUAAUGGACAAGAAAGUCAACUUACCCCCACUUAUUAUAUGUCUAACCGAAUACGAGGUCGCAAACGAGUUUUCUAGCAGCAUGGCUUCCUUGGACUCGAAUUUCAAAACGGAAUUGGUUUUAGGGAGCGAGAUUAUGUCAUUUGAGGGGAGCACUUGGGGAAGAAUCAAGUUUAAUCCCGUCGCUAAGAGGUAUGUGAAGAAGUGCCUCACAAGAAUUGCGAGCGCUGAGGAUAGGACAAUUACAAUGAAUAAGGGAAUUUCUAGAUAUUUGAUCAACUCGAGAAUUGAACAGUUGAGCCCCAAUGGUGAUUUACGAAACGCCAUAAUACUUUUUGAGUACUGGGUCAAGUUUUGCGCCUCCACCGCUUCGGAUGCGCAAUUUUUAGGGAAAGAGUCCGGUCUCAAUCUUUUCCAUUCUAUUGGGAAACUACUCUAUGGAACCCAGCAUCCAGAGGAAGAAUACAAAACUUACAUCAAAAAAGCGCACAUACCCACCGGUAGCCAUGCUUCCUACGAGCAGGUGAAAUUUAAUAUUGAUUACGUGACAGUGGUGAAUGUCGUCACUGAUGUUAUGCGAUCUGCAUCUACAUUUGGUCUCAAUUUGCUGGAAAAUUAUCUAUCAAUAGCCACGAGUGUGAAUCCUUGUAUUGACAAAUUGGCUGAUAGCUUAUCGAUUUCCGAUAAUUUAAGCUUAAAAGGUUUCGAAAGUUCAUCCUUCAACGGAAGUCCCACAAUGGAUGAAAUAUCAACAACAGUGGGAUGUUUGGGAACCAGAAUCGAAUCCAAAAGAUUGAAGACUAUAUCCAGUAAGCCGUCAUCAUUUGUGAGUCUACGAUUUUCAAGAGAUUUAAAAUCACUAAAAAAGAGCAACAGUAUUCGUCGGGAAACUAUCGAGUACUCAUACAAAAGAACAACAAAGCUAAUCAAAUCCAGCCAUUAUUCCUAUGCAAGUGUUACGGAUCUUCUUACAUGCGAUGGAUUCUACGAGCACAAAAUUUUGAACUCCAAGAAGCUUAUGGGAAAACUGAAGGAUGCUGGAUUCUCUAGAAGCCUGCAUUUCAGAAGACUAGGGGGAGAUUUUAAGAAUUUUUUGCUAGCUGACACAGAAUUAAAACCCAUCGAAGAAGAGGAAGAUGGUUUCGAUUCGGAAGGAGGAUUGAAAGCUCGAGAAAAAUUGGAGGAACUGUACUUUGGAUUUGGUAAUAAUAGUGACAGUCCAGAAUCUGACGACGAGUUUGUUUUGGAUCCCAUCGUUUUUAGCGAUGAUAACAAUUACAGUGACGAGUUCAGCGAUGACUCGCUAGUUUUACAGCUUUAA